Stylophora pistillata is the source of this 711-nucleotide messenger RNA. RefSeq names its product ubiquinone biosynthesis O-methyltransferase-like. NCBI's taxonomy places the organism in Eukaryota, Metazoa, Cnidaria, Anthozoa, Scleractinia, Pocilloporidae. The record is from RefSeq and is a predicted model, not a curated record.
AUGUCACACAAAAAUGUUGAUAUUCGUGAAAUAGAAAAAUUUUCAGCUCUUGCUAAGCAAUGGUGGGAUCCCCAUGGCAAGAUGGGAAUGCUCCAUACCAUUAAUCCCUUGCGCUUAAAAGUUAUUGAAGAUGCGGUUCCUCUAAAAGGGAAAAAGGCUUUGGAUGUUGGAUGCGGUGGAGGAAUUUUAACCGAAGAGAUGGCUCGUUCUGGCGCGGUUGCAUUGGGGAUAGACCUGGCGGAAAAACCUCUUGAAGUUGCAAAGUUGCAUGCAAAGGAACAAAGCGUAAAGGUUGAUUAUCGUCUCACUAAUAUUGAAGCAAUGUUGGAAGCUUCUGAGGGAAAAAUAGAGAAAUUUGAUGUUGUGGUAUGCAUGGAAAUGUUAGAGCAUGUCCCCCAUCCUGACCAGGUUAUCAAUGCUUGUGCCCAAUUAUUAAAACCGGGAGGACAUGUUUUUUUCUCCACCAUUAACCGUACAAUAAAAGCUUUUAUCUGCGCAAUUUUGGGGGCUGAAUAUAUUUUGAGGAUUAUGCCAAAAAGGACACAUAAGUAUAGCAUGUUGCUUCGGCCCGAAGAAAUUGAAAAAUGGGCGAUGGACAGUGGACUCUCUUUGGAAAAAACAUCGAGCUUUAUUUACAACCCUUUCACGAAAACAUUUAAAUUAAGAGAAGGUGCAGAUAUAAAUUAUGUUAUGCACUUUACAAAGAAGUAG